AGAGACUAACUGUCAACGUCACUCCCAUUACAAUGUAUGGUUUCCAGUUGCUAACACUAGCAGUGUACGCUGCGUUUUCUAAUGUGGACAUCGCGUUGGCUUUUGCUGAGGGCUGCUACGGCUGCUCCAGUUCUCGUGAUGCUUGUUCCAGUUACGUUCUGCCGGCCUGCAGCGCCGACUCCGCGUUAACGUCCUGCAGCUGCGCCACAGCGUCCAGCUACAAUGUCAGUCAGAUCGCCGACAACAUUACGGAUUUGUCCAUUGGAGAUAUGGCGGAUAAGAAGCAAUGCGAUCGCAGCUGUUUACUUAGCACUUUCCUGCCGCUUCCGUCCCGGCCGCGUUUGCACACCGUUCGGCUGUUCAGCAUCUGGGUGGCCCCAGAUGAUCAACCGUUCCCCGUUAACCGCUUUUUGAGUAACGUCAAAGGCAGAUUAACCAUGCUGGACCUGUAUGAUAUUUAUUUGCCGGUACUGACACGCGACACCUUAGCCGGUUUCGAACGGCUGCAGAUUCUUAACUUACAGCGCAACCGCAUGGCGAACAUCGCCGUUGACGCUUUUGGCGCAUUAAAUCCGCUGCCGGGACGCAUGCCGCAGCUAAGUCGCGUCUGGAUCGCCGAAAACAGCAUUUCGCACGUGGAUUGGUCAAUAUGGAAGCCAGUGGCUGUCAGCUUAACGCAUAUUUCUCUGGAGAACGACGGAAUCCGCGAAAUUUUUUUUAGCCGCUACUUUGCCCUGUCCCGUCUGGAGACAUUGUAUCUUGAUGACAACCAGCUGACGAGUAUCAGCGAUGACCUUCUGGCAAGUAUAUCUGCACCGGACGGGCGACCAUACCUGCGACUGGGAUACAAUCCGUUGUGUUUGCACGAUGGGGAGUGCGACUGCGCUAGCAUGAGCAGUGUGUGGGCGUGGUAUCAGCAGCCAACGCGUCUAGCCUACCCGGAGCCAGGCAUGAACUAUCUCUAUGUACUGCCCGACGCGCUGACCUGUGGAAAUUAUACUACCGACCCUUGGGAGCGUGAAAGAGGAAACGUUAAGUUCGUGCCUAUUGCCAACGUCACACGCAGUUACCGUUCCUAUCAACUGCUGGAUCUGGCACAACGACGCAGUGGCCUGCGUCUGACGGACAGUUGGCUGUCACCGUUGGAGACGGCCUAUUUGUCACAACUAGGCCAUCGUCCUUGAAUCCAGGUGUAGUGUGGUUCAGUGCCAGCGAUCCACACUAAAGAUAAUACGAAAGUAUCAUAUUCGCAUACAGCUCUGCCACGUUACGCCUCGGAUAAUGAUCCAGUGCACCACACGUAUUACGCGAGUAGUGCAUGAUUACCUAAAGGGAUUGAAACCCGGAUGAACCCGAAUCUUUAAAUAAGUUGAAGUUGCCCAUUCCAUUUCUAAAUUAGAUUUAGUUUUCUUUCUUCUUUC
Molecule: messenger RNA, 1421 nt
Organism: Paramacrobiotus metropolitanus
Lineage: Eukaryota; Metazoa; Tardigrada; Eutardigrada; Parachela; Macrobiotidae
Exons: 2
Coding region: 33-1184 (383 amino acids)
Cellular component (GO): extracellular matrix
Molecular function (GO): protein binding
Source: RefSeq, a predicted model, not a curated record